This is a messenger RNA of Spinacia oleracea (spinach), 2470 nucleotides long. RefSeq names its product probable serine/threonine-protein kinase WNK5. The transcript has 7 exons. Lineage: Eukaryota; Viridiplantae; Streptophyta; Magnoliopsida; Caryophyllales; Amaranthaceae. The record is from RefSeq and is a predicted model, not a curated record. Gene Ontology annotation, biological process: protein phosphorylation. Gene Ontology annotation, molecular function: ATP binding; protein kinase activity. Bases 521 to 2311 code for a protein of 596 amino acids.
UUUGUGUUUUCUCUUUUUGACAGUAAUUUAUCUUAAAAUUAUCUGUCAAAGUUGUAACCAUAGAUCCCGUAUACAUUAUAUACCCUUGUCUUGAAAAUUUCGAUUCAUGACGCUGGCAACAGUUGACCGACACGCAGCCGUGGAACAUUUGGCUUGCAAUUAUUUGUUAGUGAUCCGAAUAAGAUGAAAAUUCCUUGUAAAUGAUUGCUUUUUUUAAACCUUCCUACACGCCAAAAAAUGAGAUGAGUGAAGUGGAACAAAGACAUACACACCCGAAGUAAAAGGAAAAGAAAGACACGGAGACUCAAACUGAAAGUCUAAUUGCUCAGAACCUUGUUCAAAAACCCAAUUGCGUUGCACAGAGUACUACUUCUAUUAAUAUAUUGAUUCAUCACUUGAUAUACGGAUAUACCCAUUUACAAACUUUUAUUUUAUUAGUAUAAUUGCCAAGUCUAUGAAAAACCCAUCAAUUCUAUUUAUCUAUUUUAGUUUCUGUUUUUGUUGCUGAUAAAAGUUGACCAUGGCUAGCAAUGGCAGAAGGAUGGCGUUGACGGUUCGAGGAAGAGCAGAAACAGACACAGAUGCUUCAGCUGAGUAUGCUGAGACUGAUCCUACUGGUCGUUAUGCUCGGUCAAAUGAAGUUCUAGGAAAAGGCGCGGUGAAAACAGUAUACAAAGCAAUAGAUGAAGUGUUGGGUAUAGAAGUGGCAUGGAACCAAGCAAGAAUUAAAGAUGUGUUACGUUCUCCAGAACCGUUGGAACGCCUUUACUCGGAAGUCCAUUUGCUUAGUACCCUUAAUCAUGACUCCAUCAUCCGUUUCUAUACUUCUUGGAUUGAUACCAACAACAGGACCUUCAAUUUCAUCACUGAACUCUUCACUUCUGGCACUCUUAGACAGUAUAGGGAAAAAUAUAGCAGGGUGAACAUCCAAGCUAUAAAGAGCUGGUCUCGCCAAAUCUUGCAGGGUCUUGUUUACUUACAUGGUCAUGAUCCUCCAGUCAUUCAUAGAGACAUUAAGUGUGAUAACAUCUUUGUCAAUGGUCAUGUUGGGCAAGUCAAGAUUGGUGAUCUGGGGUUGGCAGCAAUUCUCAAUGGCUCCAAAUCUGCCCACAGUAUUAUAGGUACACCUGAGUUUAUGGCGCCUGAAUUAUAUGAAGAAGAUUACAAUGAGUUGGUUGAUGUAUACUCAUUUGGGAUGUGCUUACUUGAGAUGUUAACUCUGGAAUAUCCAUAUAGUGAAUGUGUCAGUCCUGCGCAAAUUUACAAGAAAGUCUCAUUGGGUAAGCUUCCAACAGCAUUAUAUAAAAUUCAAGAUAAAGAAGCAGAGAGAUUCGUUAGAAAAUGUUUAGCCCCCAAAUCCGAGAGGUUAUCUGCAAGUGACUUACUUCUAGACCCAUUUCUUUCAUCAGUUGAUGGUGAAUUAUUGCUCACCAAAACAAAAGAAAGUGAAAAUCCAUUUCUGAAUAGCUCAUCUAGUCUGGAAAAGUUGAAGCUGGUUGAUAGUUCAUCAAGGACUAAUAUGAUAAUCACUGGGACGAUGAAACCCAAAGAUGGUAUCAUCUUCCUCAAGGUGCAGGCUUCAGAAGGAAAUGGUCCUGCGCGGUACAUAUUCUUCCCGUUUGACAUAAUGACUGAUACUCCAGAAGAGGUUGCAAUGGAGAUGGUGCAGGAGUUGGAUAUCAUUGAUUGGGACCCAAAUGAAAUAGCAGAAAUGAUUGAGGCUGAAAUUUCUAUUCUGAUGCCACAUUGGAAGAAAUGGGUGUCAUCUAGAUCCCAAUCUUACCAAGAAGACGAUUAUGAUGGGGCUCCUGAAUUGCAUCAUUCUUCCUCAUGCUCAUCUUCUGCAGCUUCAGGGGUGCUUUCUUCUCAUGGAAGUGACCAAUUACUUGUUGGCAAUAACCGCCUCCGAGAAGAUUUCCCUAAUGAAUACAGCUCUUACAGCUCAACACUUUCUGAUAAGACCACCAAGCUGAGUAACAGUUCAAUUGCUGAUGUAGAGGGUAUUACAGUUUGUAAGGGAAAGUGUUCAAAGGACAGACCCCAGUUGACUAGGAAUCGUUCUCUUAUAGAUAUGCAGAGCCAAAGACUACAUCAGUCAUUGUUAGAAGAGGUAAUGAAGAAGAGAUUAUCUAAGACAGUUGGGGCUGUGGAGAACAUUGGGUUCCAAAAUCCGUAUGAGACCUCGACUGGCGGCCAGGUCAGAAGGCUUAAGGAUGGUUCUAAUUCAGCUCAGAUUGCUAGAGAUGGUAAGAGGCAGGGAAAGACGGGGUCUAGUAAAACUCUGAAAUUUAUGCCAUUCAAGAACUGGUAAAAUUCAACUAGUCUUAGGGAGAUCAAAGAAUCAGAAAUUUUCCCAUUGGCAUGUUGAUGGUUUGUCUGUACAUUAAUUUGUCUUAGAUAUUUAGAGAUAACAAUAGUAUGUUUAAGUAUAAUUAAGAGCGAAUCUUUUUGAGUUCUUGAGCUAUUUAAA